Molecule: messenger RNA, 2442 nt
Organism: Magnusiomyces paraingens
Lineage: Eukaryota; Fungi; Ascomycota; Dipodascomycetes; Dipodascales; Dipodascaceae
Exons: 1
Coding region: 1-2442 (813 amino acids)
Source: RefSeq, a predicted model, not a curated record
AUGAGCGCCGAAUCGGGGCUGAGUUUACCUGUGAAGAUUAAAAUUGAAUCUUCUAAUGAGAAAUCUGAAAAUCAAAAGUUUAUGUUGCCAUCAUUUAUUAAUGGUAACAUGAGCAACAACACUAAUGAGAAGAAGAAGGAGGAGGAGGAGGAGGCUUCCAACAAGAUAUCGCCAGAACCAGUUCGCGCAAAAUCGAUUGACGAAGAAAUGGCAGAGAUUUUUGGUGACACUGAUUACACAAGUAGUAAGGGAUCAACACCGGAGACUGUGGUUUCUCAAGACUCGCAAACGACUAUGGAGAGCGAUGAUGACGAUGAUAUCAAAAAACAGUUGUUUGAGCUGCUAGGAGAAGAUAUGAAUAUUUCAGAAACUCAGCCGCCUGAAAGUAGCACUGACGAAAAUAUCAACCAAAAUCAAGAACUAAUGAUACCCAAAACUCAAGAAGAAGAAGAAGAAGAAGAAGAAGAAGAAGAAGAAGAGCCUAUAAUGGGCAUUUCGCUUGAUUUUGAUUUUAAAAGCAUUGACAUGGACAUGGAUAUCCCUGUUGAGUACCAUGAUAUGUUAACUUCAAUGAACCAGCAUGAUGGAGGGUCACCGGAUGUGAUAGAAACUACUGAAGUGGAAGAGAUCAAGACUGAAAGUAUGGUAGCUCCGGCCGGGAUUUUGAGUCCUCCCCAAAGCCGGAGUGGAACAUUGUCACCAGUUACAGGACCUCAAGAAACAGUGGUACCUUCAAAACCUGCUUCAGUAUCUGUUCCCCCCGAGCAAGUAAAGUUAUUGACUCCCAAUGCGACUUCACCAGCCAGUAAGCCCAUAACAUCAUCAUCACCACCAUCGAGCAGUACCAGCAAUAAUCUUAAUAUUGACAACAAAAGUACCGAAACCACCGAAAACAACAAAAACAACAAAAGCACUGAAAACACUGAAAACAUCGAAACCAACAAAAACACCGAAAAUAUUGAAAAAGAAGCAGCCAACCAAUCUAUGGUCGCGAACUCCACAUCCGAGAGUCCAAACCAUAGCUCUAUACUCGACGACCUCGAUUUGGAUUCACUAUUUCGUGAAACAGAAUUGGACUCGUCUUCCGACGAAGACUCUAAACAACAAGCAUCAAAAGAAACCAAGCAAACUUCACCUGCAGUUGCUGUUUCUCUUCAACUUCCGCCAUUUGUGCUCCCUCCAUCUAUUGCAUCUAAAAAACCUUCACCUCCCUCUUCAUCACCACCUUCUCUUAUCAUCCAACCAGAAUCUUCCUCUUCACCCAAACAAGACGACGAUUUCCCAGAGGUUUUGAUGGUCCGACCUACUCCGGUCGCUACUACGGCUGUUAAACCCAUAACUGAAACUCUUAAACGCAAGCGUGCGACUGAAAAGACUCAAAACUUGCCACCAAAGAAAAAACUGGAUCCCAAAAGCGGGACCUCAGCAUUAUCAACUUCAACCAUAUUAUCAUCAUCAUCAUUAUCAUUAUCAUUAUCAUCGUCAUCAUCAUCGUCAUUGUCAUUAUCAUUACCAUCGUCAUCAUCAUCUUCAUCGUCAUCUUCAUCGUCAUCGUCAUCGUCAUCAUCAUCACAAUUACAAUUACCAUUAUCAAAUACCACGCCGAAAUCCGUGCGCACUCCUAGCAUAUCAUCAUUUUCGCGAUCCAAGGUCCAACAACCACCACCAACACCACUUGUGCUCAAUCUUUCAGAAUCUGUGUCAAAGACUGGACCCAAGAAGCGUGGAACCCUUACAGUUCCAACUGCAGCCAAGACCGGGCCACCAAAUAUGCGGCCACAAAAAUACCCAUCAGCAUAUUAUACUACGUACCCAAACAUCAAUAAUACUACCCCUGGGAAUAAAGUUACAAUGGGAGGAGCACCGGCAGUACCAAUAACAAGUGGAUCCUCUGUAAAACCAAUACAACUCCCACGGAUUAGGCUUGGUUCAUUUCCAGCAACUCCUAUGGAUGCACUUGCAAAUGAAUCUCCAUUGUCCAAGUCCUCUAUUCCAACACCCGCUUCUGAGCUUGAUCGUGUCAAUGGCAAUGGGAGUAAGGCUGAUUUACUGUUACCUGGUGACGUGCGCGAGUUCCCUGCUACGGAAUCAUCAGACAAUAAGAGUGGGGUUCUUAACAUGUCUACUAUCCAAAAGCUCAAAUCACAAAUGAUUUCUGCACAUACAUUACUGACAACUUAUUCAGCACUAAAAAAGUCUUCUGCACAAAUGGCCUCACAGCUGGAUCAAUCGACCCACUACCGGGUACUUCUUGCAGAGGAAAACUCACGUCUGAGAAGCACCAUUUCUAUCAUGUCGAAAGAAAAAGACCAGUUAAAAAAGGCAUUGCAAAAGCUUCAUCGUGACACCAACGGGCUACAAAAGAAUGAAGCAUUGUUGCGUGAAAUUAAUGAUAAGAAUAUGGAGAUUGCAAGACUUCGGCGCAAGUGUAAUGAGUUUUAA